Messenger RNA from Myzus persicae (green peach aphid), 1839 nucleotides. RefSeq names its product lysosomal aspartic protease. Bases 234 to 1418 code for a protein of 394 amino acids. Gene Ontology annotation, molecular function: aspartic-type endopeptidase activity. NCBI's taxonomy places the organism in Eukaryota, Metazoa, Arthropoda, Insecta, Hemiptera, Aphididae. The record is from RefSeq and is a predicted model, not a curated record. Gene Ontology annotation, biological process: proteolysis. The transcript is spliced from 9 exons.
UUAAAUAUUUUGUACACUUGUGUCUUGUGUAGUUGUGUGUGUGUGUGGCUUUAUUAUUAUUGUCGUUUGUUUUUCGUUUAGGUACAAUUUUUUUUUUAUUUGUUAAACCGUUUUCUAUGACUUGCAUUAUUUUCGAUUUCGACACACUCUACUACUGCGGUUGUCCGUACUCUUCGUCACCGAAUUUAUAAAUCGUUUUUUAUUGCCACGACCGUUGUGUACUUGUGUGGUGCAUGAUGAGUGCAUUCAAAUGUUUUUGCCUGCUGUUGCCUACUUUAUUUGCGAUUACAGUCACAUUAGUACAAUGCGAUGAUGGUUUGUUCAGGGUGAAACUCCACAAAAUUGAGAGUUUACGUAAUCAGCUCAGAGGGAAAAAUUCCAAUAUUUUAGGCCAGAUUCAACGUCGCUAUGAUCCGCUCAAUGCCGAACCAUUGUCCAACUAUUUAGACGCUCAAUACUAUGGACCGAUUUCUAUUGGAACUCCCCCUCAACCCUUUAAUGUGGUAUUUGACACGGGUUCGUCGAAUCUGUGGGUACCAUCAAAACAAUGUAGUGUUUUGAACAUAGCAUGCAUGUUACAUAACAAGUAUGAUAUGUCAAAAUCAACUACAUAUCAAAAGAAUGGAACAGAGUUUUCGAUUCAUUACGGUUCAGGAAGUUUAUCGGGCUACUUGUCUACCGAUGUCAUUUCUAUGGAUGGAACUUCAAUUAUUAAUCAAACUUUUGCUGAAGCAAUCAAAGAACCAGGACUUGCUUUUGUUGCUGCAAAGUUUGAUGGAAUACUUGGUUUAGGAUACAACACAAUUGCUGUUGAUGGAGUCGUUCCCCCGUUCUACAAUAUGGUUAAUCAAGGCAUUAUAAAAAGUGCUAUAUUCUCAUUUUAUUUGAACAGAGAUCCGUCUAGCACUCCUGGUGGUGAAAUAAUAUUUGGUGGAUCUGAUCCUGAAAAGUAUACUGGACCGUUUACUUAUGUUCCUGUUACCAGGCAUGGUUAUUGGCAGUUUGGUCUAGAUGAAGUAAUUGUUGGCAAUACAUCAAUUGUGAGUGGAGCCCUUCAAGCAAUUGCUGAUACUGGCACCAGUUUGAUUGCUGGACCCGUUGACAAUAUUAAACAAAUCAAUGAGCUUCUUGGUGGUACUGCCAUACCGGGAGGAGAAUAUAUUAUUGCAUGUGAUCAAAUCGAUAAUUUACCUGUGAUAUCAUUUGUAAUUGGUAGCACAACAUUUAAGCUUGAAGGAAAAGACUACAUAUUGAAGGUGUCUCAAUUUGGAAAGACCAUGUGUAUAUCUGGUUUUAUGGGUAUUGACAUUCCUCCUCCAAAUGGUCCAUUGUGGAUAUUGGGAGACGUCUUCAUCGGUCGUUACUACACCGAAUUUGAUCUAGAAAACAACAGAGUUGGUUUUGCCAAUUCUAAAUAAGAGUUUUGUAAUCAAUGUGUACCAUAACCAAACUUGGUUUUGUACGCAGAAAUCAAUGAACUGAAUAAACAAAGCUAUAUUUUAUUUUAAUGUUUUUUUAAUGAUUAAAAAUAAUUAUCGAAUAUUAGAACUUUCAUACUUCUUUGUCAGGGAUGAUUUAAAAAAAAAUUUAUGAUGGGAAGCAUUGUAGUAGUCUUUAAAAUGACCAACUAGAUUUAGAAAUGUAAAUUUUUAAAUGUCUGAACUAAUUUACAUAUGUUGAUUAAAAAUUUAAUAUUGCAGCUGAAUAUGGAGGUGUCAUGACUCCCCUCCCCUCUAGUUUGUCCCUUUAGUGACACUUUUUAUGUUAUUUUAAGACUAAAAAUAUAGUAUUUUCUGUAUUUAGAUGAUAAGUAAAAUAAAUUAUAUAUUUGUAAUGAGA